AUGUCUGAAGAGCGCAAAUCUGAAUUUUGGGCUACUCAGCCAGUAGGAAAGGCUUCUGCCCCUCUAGCUAAGGACCAAGAAACUCCAAAUACCGCCCCAAAACUUCCCAUGGAAUUAUCCGAUGAAAUUUCACUUAAAACAGUUGAAAUAGAUAAGGAAAUGGAUAAACUUCAUGAAUUACUAACCAAUCAUUAUGUGGAGGACAGUAGAGCAAUGUUUCGUUUAGAGUAUAGUCGGGCCUUUUUAAAGUGGCAGUUACUAUCUCCGGAUUCUUUUCCCGAUUGGAAUGUCGGGUUGUACCAAGGCGAGCACUUAAUUGGGUUCAUUUCGGCCUGUAAACUCCAAAUCCAGAUAGGCGGUGAUAAGCCUCCUACAGCCGUGGUUAACUUCUUGUGUUUAGACCGGUCCUUUAGGAAGAAGAGACUAGCACCAGUGCUAAUCAAGGAAAUAACCAAGCGAGUCAACCAGAAAGGGAUUUACCGAGCCCUCUUUACCUCUGGUGAAGAGUUGCCUUUCUUCUGUACGCGUGCCCCUUACUACCACCGUAUAGUCCAAGCAGAUCAAUUGGUGGCCCAAGGGUUCUGUUCCCCACUUGACAUUAAGCCGGACACAGCGAGUACGCCUACUCAAUCAAGAUUCCGCCAAGCCAGAGUAGAAGAUAUGCCAGCUAUUCACCAGAUGUACCAGGCCAAGUACGGCCAGAAGCACUUACAUGCUUGUUUAACUGCCGACCAAUUGGCCUACUACGUUCAGCCCCGGCCUAAUCUAGUAGAUACACUUAUUUCACUGGAUGGUCAAGAGUUUAUCUCCAUUUAUUUCAUUGAUACUAAAGUACUAAGUGAUAACUCGCUUAUCAACACAGCGUACAUCUACUACUACUCCAUUAACGACCGCCGGCAAGCUUUCGAUGCCCUUGUUGCCUACUUAAAAGCCAAUACGUCCUGCAGUGUCUUAAAUGCCUUAGCCGUUGAAGAGAACACACCCGAACAGCUCGAACAAGAAGAGUUCUUAUGUGGUGAUGGCGUACUUAACUACUAUCUCUUUAAUUGGGAUACGCCUCUAAUUAGUGCGGACAAAAAUGGAUUUAUUCCCUUCUAA
This is a messenger RNA of Nematocida homosporus, 1098 nucleotides long. Its product is annotated as glycylpeptide N-tetradecanoyltransferase. Bases 1 to 1098 code for a protein of 365 amino acids. Gene Ontology annotation, cellular component: cytoplasm. NCBI's taxonomy places the organism in Eukaryota, Fungi, Microsporidia. Gene Ontology annotation, molecular function: glycylpeptide N-tetradecanoyltransferase activity. The record is from RefSeq and is a predicted model, not a curated record. Gene Ontology annotation, biological process: N-terminal peptidyl-glycine N-myristoylation. The transcript has a single exon.